This is a messenger RNA of Plasmodium reichenowi, 4575 nucleotides long. Its product is annotated as DNA mismatch repair protein, putative. Gene Ontology annotation, biological process: mismatch repair. The record is from RefSeq and is a predicted model, not a curated record. Bases 1 to 4575 code for a protein of 1524 amino acids. The transcript is spliced from 4 exons. NCBI's taxonomy places the organism in Eukaryota, Apicomplexa, Aconoidasida, Haemosporida, Plasmodiidae. Gene Ontology annotation, molecular function: ATP-dependent DNA damage sensor activity; ATP binding; mismatched DNA binding. Gene Ontology annotation, cellular component: nucleus.
AUGUUUUUUAUGUGGUUAUAUAAAUAUAGGGUGUACAUAUAUAUCAUAUUUUUUGUACUUGUUGAAAAUACGAUGAGUAUGAAAAAGAAUUUGAUGUUCACAUGUUUUAAUAAAAAAAAGUUUAUAUAUGUAAAGAAGAAUGUAUUAUUUUUGAAUAAUAAAUAUAUAAGUAAUUUGGUAUAUACCAAGGAAGAUGAUAUAUAUAAAAUUAAUGAGAUAAGUAAUGUUAUAGGAAGAAAUAGAAAGAAAAAAAAUAUAAUAAUAAAUAAUGAUGAGGAUAAUGAUAAUAUUGAUAGUAAGAAUAAUGAACUGGGUGAUAAUAUAAUAUCAUCGAAUAGAUAUAUUAAUAAUUUAUUUUUUACAAAUAAUAAAAAUACAUCACUGGAAAUUAGAAAUAAUAAUAAUGAAAAUGGUGGUGAUGAUAACAAUAAUAACAAUAAUAAUAAUAAUAUAUUAGAUGUAUCAUAUAAUCAUGAUAAAUAUAAUAUGUCUGAUAACGAAUUACAAUUAUAUAAAAAUAAAUGUAAAAUUCCGCUUUAUUGGAUUAAAAAAUUAGAUAACUUAAAAAAUAUGAAUGCUAUAAAUUGUAUAGAAUAUUUGAAAGAUGAUAAUUUGUUAUAUUUUGAUAAUUAUAAGAACAAAGGAUUAUUAAAAUUUCUAAAUGAUGAAAAGAGAAAAUAUAAUAAUUGUAUAAUUUUGUCAAGAGUAGGUGAUUUUUAUGAAACAUAUGGCCUGGAUUCUAUAUUCCUAAUUGAAUUUUUAAACAUAAAAAAAAUGAAUAAUAGAUUAUCAUGUGGUUUUAUCAAAAGCAGUAUAAAUAAAGCUUUAAAUAUAUUAACUAACAAUAAUUUAAAUGUAUGUAUAUAUGAAGAAAUAAAUGAAAAGUCUUUAAAAAUGAAAAAGAGAUAUUUAUCUCAAAUUGUAACACCUGAAUUUCCUAUAUAUUUAAAUAAUAUACAAUACUAUAAUAAGGAUGAAGAUAUACUACAAAAUGGCAACAACAACAACAACAACAAUAAUAAUAAUAAUAAUAAUAAUAAUAAUAAUAAUAAUUAUGUUAAUAGUUAUAAUAACAUGGAUAAAUGUUUAGAUAAUGGAAAUAUGAAUGCACUAUCCUUUUUUAGUUCUUAUGAUUUAGAUGAUUAUUUUGUUAUAAAAGAAAUUGUUUGCAUAUAUAUAGAAAGCAAAAAUAUUUUUUCAUUAAGUAAAAUUAAUUUAAGCUUAAAAACUAUAUCUAUAUAUGAUAAUAUAACAUUUGAUGUUUUAAAUGUAUAUUUGAAAAAUACGAAUUUUUUGAAGGUAUAUAUACAUCAACAUACGAAUACAUCAUUUACCAAAAAAAUCACAGAGUUAUUCAAAAUAGAAAAUUAUUAUUUGUUUAAUAAUUUCAAGUCAAGUUUUUAUUUUCAUAUGUUUAUAUUAGACAAGCUAAAAAAACAAAUACACGUAAAGGGGUUAUUCAGAUUGAUAAAGAAUAAGAAUGUGUUCAAAAUUGAAUCAGCCGAUUGUAAGAAGGAGGAGAAAACAAUUGAUUCGAAUAUUAGUGAUUCUAUGAAUUAUAAGGAGAAUAAUAAAAUUAGUCAUAGACAUAUAAAUAAUGUAAAUAAUAAUAUUGAAGAUAAUGAAAAUGUAGAAAUAAAUAAAAAUGUGGAAGAUAAUAAUAUUGAGAAAAUUAAAAAUAAAAACAUUAUAGAUAAUAAUUUUGAAUAUUCUUUUUCAUCAUAUUGUACACCUUUAAAUAUAUUUACUAGUUAUAAUAUGGGUAUAUAUAAACAGAAUAAUCAUUAUGAAAAUAAAAGUAAUUUUUUAUUUUAUAAUAUUAUAGAUAUAAAUAAUAAUAAUUCAAAUAGUAUAAAUAUAUCAGAAUCAUUAGAAUUUUUUAAAAAUAUUUUUCUUUUUUAUCCACCUUUUGAAGUAACAAAACAUAUAAGAUAUAUAAAUGAAUAUAUUAAAAACAAUAUGAAAGAUUUAAUCAUACCGAAUGUAAAACCAUUUAAGAAUAAUAUUAUUAUAUCUCUUUUAUCAAAUUUAAAAGCCGAUCAUCACAUAUUAAAAAAAAUAUUAGUAAAUAUAGAUGCUGUACUAAAUUGUAUUAGAAAUUAUGAUUUCUCACUUUUAGUAUCAAUAUUUAAUGUAUUAAAUCAUCAGAAUUCUUUUAAAUUAAAUAUUAUAAAAUUUUAUGAAUUGUUAAUGAAUAUUCAAAAAAUUAUGAAAGACAAUUUGGAUUUAGGUUUAUUUUCUAAAUUCUCUUAUCAGUCAGAUAUUCAAGCUUUUAAUGAUUUUGUUAUAUAUCAUGAAAUCGAUGUACAUAAUAUAAUUAAUGAAAAACUUAUAAUUGAAGAAAAUAAAGAAUUAGAAAAAUCCAGAACAGAUUUAUUGAAUACAAUUAUAUCAAAUUAUUCAGAAUAUGAUAAAACAAAAAAUGCAUAUAAAGAUAUUAAUUUAUUAAACAAAAUAAUAAAAAUUGAUAAUGCUAAUGAUAUUAUAGGUAUACGAAAAAAUAUACCAAAAAAAAAAAACAAAAAUGAACAAAUUUCAGAUUUUUUUCAUCCAUUAAACAAAAAAUCAGACGUUAUGAAAAAUUUAUAUGUAACUCAAGAUGUACAAAAUAAGAUUAAAACUUACUUAUUCUCAAUUUAUAAAAAAAAAAAAAAAAUAAAUCAAAUUAUUCACAAUAUAAAUAUACAAUUGUCUUCCUCAGUGCACAUACUUUCAUUUGUAUCUAACUUCUUGCAGAUAAUUCAGGCUCUAUACAACCAUACCAUUAACAGUCUCAAGAAAGGAUGGUCGCUACCAAUAUGUAAACACCUACAUUUAUCAUAUGAAAAUGUGAGCUUCAAUAACAUCGACCAUAAGUUAGCUUAUAUACAAAAAAAAGUGUACGAUGACAAAGACGAAAUAAAAGAGUAUACAUUAACAAAGAAUGUAAAUGAAAAUGCUCCUUCUGAUUAUUUUAUAAAUGAUCAAAAGAAUACCAAUGAAUUUGUAAAAUUAUCGCCAUGUGAUGAAAAGAAAAUUUUAGAAAACGUAGACAAAGAUUCAGUAGAAGAAAUAAAAAAAAUGUAUAAAGAAAAAAAUUACGUUAACGAUUCAAUAACAUAUAUAAUAGGAGCCAAACCUUAUAAUAUAAUAAAACAUAAUUUAAUUAAAUAUGAUUUUUUUUUAAAAAAGAAAAAUUUUAUUUUAUUGACUGGAAAAAAUAUGAGUGGAAAAACUACAUUGUCUUUUACAAUUUUGAGUAUAUUAUUUUUGUCCAAUUUGGGUAUGUAUGCACCGUGUGAUGAAAACAGCAUUAUAGGAAAGUUUCGAGAAUUUUAUAGUUUGAAAAAUGUAAACUAUCAAGAGCAAAUUGAAAAUAUGUCCUUAUUUAGGGAACAAGCUUAUUAUAUCAAUUCUAUUAUAGAAGAAAUAAAAGAAAAUUAUUCUGUUGAUAAAAGACCAACAAGAGAAAAGGAAAUUUUUAUUGUCCUCGAUGAACCAUGUAUAGCAACCACACCGGUUGAUAAUGCAAUUAUUAUAAGCGCUGUUUCAGAUUACCUGAAAAAUUAUUGUGGAAUUAUAAUUACACAUAACUACGAUUUAUUAAACAAAAUAUGCCAGAGCGAAAACAUGGUUUUUAAAAGAAUUAGUAAAGAUAUUAACUACCUGAAAGAACAAGAUAAUAAAAUAGUUGGUAAAUUAGAAGACGGUAUUUGUAAAAACAGUGAAGCCUUAGAAACAUGUAGAUAUACAAAUAUCGAUCCACAUGUUUUAAAUUUAUUAAAUGUAUAUGAAAAAAAAUAUAAGUUUAUUCAUAAUUUAAGUAAUACACUAUAUACCAAAUUUUUAGAAUAUAUUCAAUAUAGAAAAGAUGGGAAGUGUCUCAAUGACUUUUUUGAUCAAUAUAUAAAUGAUAUAAUAAAACAAAAGUAUGAUAAACAUGAAAUACAAUAUAAUACCCCUAGGAAUAUGGAAAAUAAUUAUAAUAGUUAUAUUUCAAGUGAUCAAAAGAAUUAUAUAUCAGAAAAUCACAAAUAUGAUUAUAAUUAUGAUAUGGAUUACAUAAAAGAUAAAGAAUUAAAAAAUAUAAUAAAUUCUAAUAAUAAUAUACAAGAAUUUUUAAACAAUUAUGAUAAGACAAGAAUACAUAAUGAUAAUCCAACUAAUAAUAAACUAGAUCCAUAUGAUAACUCAAUAGUUUAUGAUGAUAAACUAAAUGUUAUAAUUAAAAAAAUUGAAGAAGCGUCAAAUAAGAAGGUUAUAAAAAUAGGAAUGAAUGAAGAAGUACCUAUUUAUUAUAAAAAUAAAAGUAUUGUAUAUAUUUUAUGUAUUUUUUCAAAAGAUGAAAAUGAUCCAUAUUUUUAUAUAGGUAUAAGUGAUAAUAUAUCAGAAAGGAUAAAAUGUCAUACAAGAAAUUUAUUAAAUAAUAAAAAUCUUUUAAAAAAUCCAAAGAAAAAUAAUCUAUUAAAUUAUAAAUAUGAUUGGACUAAAUUCUAUAUUUUACUUUUUCAUGUUGAUAAUAAAAUGGUUGCAUCGAAAUAUGAAAAGGAGCUUUCGAAUUUGUUGAAGAAUAAUUAUAACAUAUUAUCUAAAUAA